AUGAUCGUACAGAAAGAUGCCGCCUUUCAUUGUGUCGUUGAACUGGGACGGCAAGGCGUGGUGCAGUUUAAAGAUGUAAGUAGUAUCGUUGUUUUUACGCUGGCUUAGAUAAUAUAACAAUAAUGUGGUCUUAAAAACGAAUUAUUGUAUAUAGAAUUGACACUUUAUAGUCGGUCCGGUUUUUAAAAAUAACUUUUUAUCACAAAAUUAAAUGUAAUACCUACGCUUUAGCUAAAUCAACAUCUGGGACUGUUCCAAAGAACUUUCGUAAGGGAAGUUCGAAGAUGUACAGAGUUGGAGCGGUGCAUACGUAAGUACCUCUGACUUUUUGUUUUCUAAACUGUGUAUAGGAUACGAAUUAUUUUCAACCGUAUUUUACAAAUUGCAAAAAGCCUUAAACUCUAUUUUCUAAACUUUAGGCUACAUAGAAGAAGAGAUAAACGAUGCUGGAGCAGACAAACAUAUUCCUCCGUUGGACAGUACGAACACAGAGGUCAUACAACAACGUGAGAUAUACGAUCUGGAGACGAAAUUAUACGAACUGGAACGAGACCUGCGGCAGUUUUUGGCCAACGAAGAGCAAAUCAAACAGAAUUACAACGACAUGAGGGAAUUCCAGUGUGUUCUGCAGAAGGUGGAGUCCUUCUUCAACGUGCAUCUGGAAGACAUGGCCAAGACGGAGCUGGAUGCAGAGGGGUUGGAUGACAAAGUCAAUGACUUGGUAAGGCAAGAUUGCGACAAUCUAUCGUAAUAAGCAUUUUUCACCAUAAUUGUAAGCCUUGAGUUAACUUCUCGAGAUUUCAGGGUACUCCGUUGACACCGCUUCUGGAGCGAAACCAUGAAACACCGUGGUUCAUUGCUGGUAUCCUAGAAGCCCAGAAACGCCAUUCUUUUGAAAGAGUACUGUGGAGAGCUUGUAGACGAACAGCUUUCGUACGUACAGCCGAAAUCGAUGACAUGUUCGAAGAUCCACAUACAGUAAGUUUUCAGAAAAGAACUAAAAGUAUCCAAAAGGUGGUUUCUCAGCAUACUGUAAUAGCAUUUGUAUUUCUGCCACAUGAUAGGGGAAGACUUGACACGCAUCAGCUUUUUACCAAAAAUUAUUUGGCGUUGGCCCAUAACCAACAUUGAUAAUAUAAGGAUAGAUUUAUUUACAUUUCAGGGCAAAUUAUAUGCCAAAUCAGUAUUCAUCAUCUUCUUCAACGGUCAGAAACUGCAAGACAUUGUGAAUCGAGUAUGUGACGGCUUCAAUGCCAAACUAUAUUCAUGUCCAAAAAGCUCGAAAGAACGUCGACUGGUCGAAGCUGAUGUCACAUUAAGGCUACACGACCUACGAGUUGUAAUUGAAGAAACGGAAAAACAGAAAUUCAUUGUAAGUUUCUUGACUUUAAAGCUUUUAAGCAACAGAUCUGUGAUCUAAUACUAUCACAUAUUUGUUACCUAAAAUUUAAUAAUUAAUUUUAUGUUUGAAUAGCGUUUAAACCGUUCUGUUCUUACAAUAUUUUAGGAAGUAAUUUAAAGACAUAGUGUUUUAGCUUCUGAGUACAGCAGCUUCACAACUUCCAGAAUGGGCAAGGACUGUACAUCUACAGAAGUGUGUGUACCAUGCCUUGAACCUGUUCACGUUUGACACAAGUGGCAACUUUUUUGUUGCUGAAUGUUGGCUGCCAGAAAGGGAACUAGACGCCGUCUUUCAAACAUUACAACGAGGCGUGGUAUGUUAUGGUUCCAAGAUGUUUUAUAUUCAUAUGGUCAUUUUAAAUAGUUUAUAUAUGUCAUUUCAAAUAACUUAUAUAUAUAUAAGCUCACAUUCUAGGACAAAGCUGGCUCAUCGAUAAGACCCAUAAUCAACGUAGUAGAGAAUUCCGAGACUCCGCCCACGUUUAACAGGACCAACAAGUUCACCAGAGUGUUCCAGAACAUUGUGGACUCGUACGGUGUGGCAUCGUACCGAGAAGUGAAUCCGGCUCCAUUCACGAUAAUCACCUUCCCCUUCUUGUUCGGCAUCAUGUUCGGAGACUUUGGCCAUGGACUGAUAAUGGCAUUGGCUGGACUGACCUUUAUCUACUUUGAGAAACGAAUUAACGCCGCCAAGAUUAAGGAUGAGGUAGGGUGAAUACUAGGCCUAAUAACGUUAGGUAGUUUCAAGCUUAUUUUAAUUAUAGAAAUUGUCCUGUAAUAUGUAAUACUACACAAUAAGACGCAUUUACAGACACUUUACAGCACUAUUAGCUAUGUUUAUAUGUUGUGUCACUUCAAACUGAUUUUUCCAGAUCUUCAACACAUUUUACGACGGUCGAUUCAUAAUAAUAUUAAUGGGUGUCUUCUCCAUGUAUGCUGGUAUAAUAUACAAUGAUGUGUUUGCCAAAUCAGUUAAUAUCUUCGGAUCACGAUGGGAACCACCAGGAUACGACCAGUAUGUUAUUGGGAACAUGACAAAACUUGAAUUGGCAAACAAAAUCGAAGUUGAUCCAAAGGACGCGUUCAAAAAAGUGGUAUGAAUUCAAUUUUAAAGUACUUUUUUAUUAUUACAGUAUCUUCACAUUAAUAUAUAUGUAAUGUACUUUUUGAAUAAUAUUACACUUGAUGUAAAUUGGAGUACAAAUUCAGUUUUUUGCUAUAAACGUUUAGUUUGGUACUGUAAAAUGAUUUUCUAGUACGGUCCAUACCCGAUUGGUGUUGAUCCUGUAUGGAUUCUGGCAAAUAAUCGACUAAACUUUCUGAAUUCUAUGAAGAUGAAGGCUUCGGUUGUCAUCGGGAUCACACAAAUGACGUUUGGUGUUAUACUAUCCUUUAUGAAUGCAGCGUAAGUGAUUUGAAGCUAACAUAAUAUAGCAUUCUUAUCAGUAUAGUUAAGGUAACUUACAUUUAGAAACUUCUACUAUGCUAAUUUUUAUGCAAAUUAUAAAUUUCAGGUUUUUCAAAUCGAAAGUGGACAUCUUCACUCAAUGCAUACCUCAACUAAUCUUCCUCAGCUCUAUCUUCAUUUACUUGUGCGGUCAGAUCUUCGCCAAAUGGAUAUUCUUCUGGGUGGAGCCGGCUAGAGUAUUCAGUUUAUAUUACCCAGGCUCUCAUUGUGCACCAUCGCUACUAGUUGGCUUGAUCAAUAUGUUCAUGUUCAAACAAAGGGCUGUUGGUUUCACGGAUUCAGAAGGAAAUGAAAUCAAGAACUGCCAUUUGUCCUAUUGGUACCCUAAUCAGGCAAGUAGAUGUUUAUUUUUGGUUUUAAUGUAUAAAUUGUAGUAAAAAUAUUGUUUUAAAGUUUAGAUGUAAUAUAUUUUAAUUACAUUUUUGCUUUUUUUAGAAGGAAUUAGAACACACAUUAGUGAUUGUGGCCUUGUUGAUGAUACCGAUAAUGUUGUUUGGAAAACCCCUGUUCUGGCUGUUGUCACGCAAGAAGAAUCAGAAGCGACGUGUAGAAACAAGGAGACCAACAAAUGUGGUAUGCUAGGAGGAUAUUAAAAAAAUGAACCCCUACUUCAAAUUUUAUUGUACAACGGUUUCAUAUAACACGUACUUUCAGAGUGUACGCAUCAAAAUGGGAGCGGGCGAGGAAGCCGAACUGAUAAGUGAACUGCCAGAAACACCUAAAAUCAGACACAAGUCCGAGAGUAUGUCAGCACGAUCGGAGCACGAACAAAAAGUGAGUAUAGUAUAUAAACUAAAUAUAUAUGUAGAAUAAAGUAAAUGCAUUAUAAUGUUUUGCCUCAUAAAUAGUUAAAUAUUUCAAUGCUUUAAAUUUGGCCGUUACUUAAAAUGGUGUUACGUUUUUAGGAAUUUGGCGACGUUAUGGUACACCAGUCGAUUCAUACAAUAGAGUUCGUACUUGGUUGUAUAUCACACACAGCGUCGUACCUGAGGUUGUGGGCCCUGUCUUUGGCUCAUGCGCGUAAGUUUUAAAAAUAUUAGUUUUCCUUGAAAAAACAUACUAUUUUAUAUUAUUACAACUUUUGUUGGUUAUAUCCUCUGUCUAAAGCCUGACCUUCCGCCGGACCCUGGCUAUUGCAAAAACUUAGCAGUAAAAUUCAUUUAUAUACUGAUGUUGUUUUAGAGCUCUCUGAAGUUUUAUGGGAAUUCGUGCUACACAAAGGUCUGUCAGUAGACCACGGUGUUCUCGGAGCUGCGGUAUUGGCCGUUAUGUGGUUCAUCUUCUUCUUGUUGACAGUCGCCGUUCUGGUACUCAUGGAAGGACUAAGUGCGUUCUUACACGCUCUCAGGUUACAUUGGUACGUUCUUUCUUAUAUUUUACUUAUUUUUGUUAUAACAAGGUUAUUGGAUAUGUACGUGCUUGGGCAAAAUGUAUAUUAUAUUUAGCCGUACAUGUAAUAAUUAAUCACUCACAUUUUAGGGUCGAGUUCCAGAGCAAGUUCUACGAAGGCGCUGGAUCUCCAUUCCAACCAUUAUACUUCAAGGCUUCUCUUCGAAAACUGUGCGCAGAGAGUCUGUACUACUGA
Molecule: messenger RNA, 4454 nt
Organism: Bursaphelenchus okinawaensis
Lineage: Eukaryota; Metazoa; Nematoda; Chromadorea; Rhabditida; Aphelenchoididae
Source: the annotation of a GenBank genome assembly